AUGGCCGUCGCGUUAGCGGCCGUAGUCGCCGUACUCGUCGUCGAGUUCGGGCGUGCCGUGGAUACUGUCAAAAAAUGCGAGGACGGCAAAACGUGCGAUAAAACCGCCGGUGUUGUCCGUUAUGACGUGUCCGGCAAUGAUAACGGGUUGGCUCUUAAGGAAAUAGUGGUUAUUGAUACAACACCUCUAAACGUGACGGACGAUCCGACCACGACCGGUAUGGCAACCAGUACUUCCAUAGUUACCGUCAAAACUUCCGCAAGCACCCUUAAAACUACUAUUGGUAUUACCACUAAAACUUCAGUGAGCACUCCCAAAACUACUACCGUCACCGCUAGAACUACGGUCGCUACUACCACGAACAAUACCAGUGGCCCUACCAAAACUACUACAGGUACCACCAAUAACAUCACAGUAAUCAGCACCACGAACAAUACCAGUGGCCCUACCAAAACUACUGCAGGUAGCACCAAUAAAACUACAGUCAUCAGCACCACUACCGUUGCUACCAGCGCUACUACAGAAACGAUUGGCGAGACAUUAACGAACAAUGGCGAAGGUGGAAAGUUACGUUUUGUUCCCAAUAAAUACUGUUAUUGCGAUAUAAUCGUGAGUUUAAUAUAAUAAUAAUGAUUCAGUUUUUUUGUUACAUUUUUUAUCUAUCGGGAUGAUACUUACAUUUUGUUCGCAGUACGGCGGCUGUGAUAUCAAUUGUUGUUGCGAUACCGAUUGUUUGAGUCAUGAUUUGAAGACGUUCACUUUGUGUGCUGAUCAGGUGCAAUUUAAUCUGAUAAGACCAGAAUCUAUUUUAUUCGAUUCGUCGUUAUUUUAUGUGGUAGUCGACAACGUGCCGUCCGAUUAUUUUUAUCCAGAAAGAGCCGUAUGUAUAAUACCUACCUAUAAUACCUACUCAUUUCUUUUUAUUCCGGUAAAUCGAUUUUGCACAGGUUAUCCAAUCCGAAUCGCAAGUCGCGAUUUUGUUGCGGAACACAGACGUGUUUACUUGGCACGAUAACGAAAAAAAGAACAGACCUCCUUCUGAUCCCGCUUCUCCACUAGGUGAACUCGUAUACAACAACUACGACCUUACUUUCAAGUCUCUGCGUUGGAUGUAUACCGUCGGUUCCGACGUCAACACUUCGGAAAUCAAAACGUUCAGUUAGUGUUUAUACGCGUUACUUUAUAUUGUCAAUAAUAAAUUGUUAUUAGAUAGGAAAAUUAUUUUUUUAAAUUUUUAUUUAACCCUUGUAGGUUUGAAAAAUAGCGCAUUCAAUUCGCUUUGUGCUGUCGAACAACCUGUUGAAUAUUUAAUGUCGAAAGAGACGCGCUGUCAGAUGUUCGUAUCAAAUUUGAUGGACGCUUGCAACGGUAAUUCUUCAUUGAGUUUCAAGAGAUAUUAUGGUAAAAAUGGACUUUUCAAAGUAGUGCAACCAAUCUACAGUAACAUCCAUAAAACUGAGGUAAUGAUAAUAUUAUUUUUUAAUCUUCUUCAUCUUCUUCGCUGGCAUCUAUAAUUCUCUCAGACUUUUUGUCACCAUCAUCACUAAUACACCUCUCCAUAACUUAAAUUAUUCCUCACAUUUUGGUACUCAAAUUAUAUAGAGCAUUAAGCUUCUACGUCUUCUCAGUUCUCACGUAAUUUGCCUCGAGGUCUCUUAUCUUUCAGUUUCUAUUUCAAGAUUACUUUGAUAACCUUCGAGGCCGUUUCUGGAUACAUUUCUAAGGAAAGAGGGAAGAUUAUAAUCUUAAUAAUUAGAAUUUAUCUUGAAAAUAAUUAACAAUGCAUGCGGAAUCCCCAAACCCCCUUUAGAUGGUAUUAAUGACUUAACAUCCUUUCCUUUUCACUAUUUGUCCCAGCCAAUGAAUUUGUUUGCCUUUUUUUCAAAUAAAUAGUAACUGACGUUAAAUCCAUUUAUCUUGCAGUUUUUUUUAUUAAAAUUCCAUUCAAAAUUUUCUCCAAAAAAACAAAAUCAAGAUUAUAUACAAUAAUAAUUAAAUGGACUCUCUCAUUUGAAUGUAAAGUUUUUGAAACGACAAUAAGCGUAUAAUGAGGAUGAAAAUCUUUGAGAACAAAACACAAUAUUAUGGAGGAUGAUAUGUUAACAAGAUCGUCACAUUAAGAUACAUUUUCCUUUCUAUCCCAGUAGAAUAGGCAUUUUAGUACACCAGCUAUAGUCAAAAAAAAAAAAUAAUAAAUGUAUUUUUUUGAAGGAUUAUUCGUUAAUUCCUAAAUUAUUACAGAAAAUUGGUUUGACAACCAUCCAGGCUACAGUGCACCACCGCUGUGUUUCGGUAAACGGUACUCCGUACGACUGUCGUGUACUCAAAACUGGUAGUAAUAAUGGUUCCGACCCUUAUCGCCAUCCCGUUUACUCGGCUGGUGUUUGCCGGCGAGUCAUUGAAACGGUCGAGUACAGUAUCACACACAACGGGACCAGUGGUGUUCGUGGGGUGGACAUAAACUUUUACCACCGGGACGUACCGGACUCCGGACGACCCGUUUAUUUGGAUCAGAAGUUCAGCGUGCGAUUCGUCUGGGUCAAUCGAUUGAUGACGGACCAGUACGAACGGAGCGGUAAGCCCGGUUACGCCGUCGGAAACCCGAUACUAGUAACCGCUACCAUCGGUGACAUGGAUCCUACGAAUCGUAGUCGCCAUCGUCCGAAAGCGUUUGAUUUUCCCAGAUCGGGUGUACAUGGGAUGUGCAACGUUAACUCCUCCAAACCGUGGCGGCAACCAGUGAAAUUUCUCGAAAAUGUCAGUAUUCAGUGUCGCGUUUCGGUUGGGGUGCGACGUUGGUCAAACGGAACCGAGGAGUCCAGGGCCACCAGUACUGGCGCCUACUCCCGCCAGACGGAAAUCUGCCAAAACAUACAAAAUGAAGUAAGAAACACACAUCCACAACACGUUUUUCUAACGAAAAUGUUUUUAAUAAUAAUCUGUGUACAGAUCUGGAUGUUGGGUACUGAAUAAGACAUGAAGUGCUUCCUUAUUCCCGUUAUUUUCUAUCUAUUUUUAGCUUCAGAUGACAUUAAGGCCCACCAGCCACCAGCACUCACAGAUUCUUCCAUUCUUCUCUGUUCUUCUGCCACUUCUGUCGGAUUAUUGGCUGUUUAAUUAAAACUGUUUAUUUAUAAAUAUCUGUAGAUUUCAGUUUAAUACAUCUAUUCAUAUUUUAUUCGGUCUUCCCAGUGGCCUUUUAUUUAUUAAUUUUCAUUCGAAUACAUUACGUUACUCAACCUCUAUACAGGCUGUCCCACGAAGAUACACCCCUUGAAUAUCUCAGGAGAUGAUUAAGAUAAUCAAAUUCUUUAUAUAUAUAUAUAUAUAUAUAUAUUACUCAUAGAGAAGAUGACUACAAAUAUAAAUAUUUGUAGUCCAGAAUUUAAUUAACUUUAUUAUCUCCGGAGAUUAUUUAAGGAGUGUAUCUUCGUGGGACAGCCAGUAUAGAGGUUGAGUAUAGCGUAAUGUAUUCGAAUGAAAAUUAAUAAAUAAAAGGCCACUGGGAAGACCGAAUAAAAUAUGAAUAGAUGUAUUAAACUGAAAUCUACAGAUAUUUAUAAAUAAACAGUUUUAAUUAAACAGCCAAUAAUCCGACAGAAGUGGCAGAAGAACAGCAUACACAUUAUGUACAAUGUACAUAAUGUGUAUGCUAAAUUGAGUAGCAAUUAUUUUACUAAAUGUUAGUUUAUUUUAUUAACUAUUAUUAUGUGCCAAUACAGACAAUCUCGACGCUAGGCGAAUAUGAAGGAACUUUAGUGGCCAGUUUAGGCGAUCCAGAAGUAGCCAGAUGGAUUCCGGUCGUGGUCGUAAAACCGUCAUCGCUUUCUUCGCCAACUACACCAUUAUCCGAUGACUUGUCAUGCCCAUCCAUUAUAAACGGUAUGCACGUACGAGUGUUUUACUCAUAUGUGGGUACAUUUGACAGUCCACAAGCUACUGUGAUCGGUAUGUUGGUAAAUUACACUACUUCGAAGAUCGCCGUGAAUCUUAAACAAGUAACGACGAAUGUACCGAUAAGAGCCAGCGUAGUUUUCGUGGACCUCACACGACCUCCCGUCAGGACAUUUGCAGAACCACCCACCUACGAGUUCCGAUUGCCAGAAGACUUUUACUAUCCGUUUUGGUCGUCCGACAAUGCAAGAUCGAUGGCAGCCACUGUUGGCAGCAGCAACACCGGCAACAGUGGACCUACUCUCAGAAAUCUAUGUUCCCGAGUAGAAUUUUCAAUUUUCUUACUCGUAAAUUCGUAUUUAUUGCAUACACUGUUGUAA
Messenger RNA from Cinara cedri, 4274 nucleotides. The record is from the annotation of a GenBank genome assembly. NCBI's taxonomy places the organism in Eukaryota, Metazoa, Arthropoda, Insecta, Hemiptera, Aphididae.